UUGGCUUUUGAAAGUUUGGCCCUACCCUUCUGCCCUCCCUGCCUCUCACAAAAAAAAAAAAGAAAAAGCAGAGGGACAGGGGAAUUAUCGUCAAAAAGAAACCAGUCAAACAAAGGAAGUACUCACUCAGGGAAACCUUUUCAUGAUUAAAGGAGGAAGCUUUCAACUGUGGUUUCAGUACCGGCUACGCUCUGAAGAGUGAAAUUUGAAACAGACAGAUCUCCUGAUGGGCUUCAGACAGAAAAAAUUCUGCAAGUUAAUGCUAGCUGGAGUUUUGCUGUGCAUGGUCAUACUAAUGCUCUCUGUGGUUGUAUAUCAAGAGAAACAGAUCGACUACAGUUGGCUGGAGUUUGUGGAUGAUGAAACUUCAGAAGACAACUGCAACUGCAAGAAGAUCAUAGAGGGCGACAUUGAAGAGAUUGAACGUGCCAAGAUUCUAACUAUCACAAGGACCUUCAAAAACAAAACAAAGGUUACUGAUGAGCAAUACACAGAGGUGACAAAAGACUGCGAGAUUUUCCGUACAACUCACAAGUACCUUCCGGUCGUGUUAAGUGAAGAGGAAGAGGCCUUCCCACUGGCAUAUUCCAUUGUUGUCCACCACAAGGUGCAGAAUUUCGAGUGGCUCUUGCGCUCCAUUUACGCUCCUCAGAACUUUUAUUGCAUCCAUGUGGACAAAAAGAGCCCAGAGUCCACUGUAAAAGCAAUCAAUGCCAUUGUCUCCUGCUUUGAUAACGUUUUCAUAGCCAGUCAGCUGGAAGAGGUGGUCUAUGCUAGCUGGAGUCGUGUCCAAGCUGACCUUAACUGCAUGAAGGACCUUUACCUGAUCAGUGAUCGUUGGAAAUACUUAAUUAACCUGUGCGGACAGGACUUGCCCAUCAAAACCAACCUGGAGAUGGUGCGUGCCCUUAAAGAACUGGGUGGUGGUAACAGCCUGGAGACCGAGUCCAUGCCUGCUCAUAAGGAGGUCCGAUGGAAGAAGCGACACAUUGUGAAAGACGGCACCAUCCAGAUUACAGACCAAGACAAAAUGCCUCCUCCCCAUGGCAUAAAACUGUUUUCAGGUGGUGCAUACUUUGUGGUGAGUCGUGCCUUUGUUCACUAUGUCUUUGAAGACCCCAAAGCUCAGGAUCUGAUGUCGUGGUCCACUGACACUUUCAGCCCCGAUGAGUUCAUUUGGGCCACGCUGCAGCGCAUCCCUGGUGUUCCUGGAUUCAUCCGCGCCCACUCUAAAUUUGAUGUAACGGACAUGUUCAGCAUCUCCCGGCUUAUUAAAUGGGUGUACCACGAAGGGUCAUAUGAUGCCGUGUACCCACCCUGUCAGGGCAUUCAUGUCCGUGCUGUUUGUGUGUAUGGGGUCGGAGACCUGCAGUGGAUGCUAGAACAAAACCAUUUAUUUGCUAAUAAGUUUGAUGUGGACUUUGACCCGAUCGCCAUGCGAUGCUUAGGGAAGCAUCUCAGACACAAGGCCCUGCACUUGCAACAUUGACAGUACUAUCUGCAGCAAUGACUGAUUGCUAACUCUUUAAUCCAUAUUAGCUAAUAUGGAGUUGAUAUGAAGGGCAUACAGUGUAAUAACAGUACUGAAGGCUGUAGGAUUGUGCCAAAAUCUUAUCUCAGGCUAAAUGCAUUUCUAAGUGCACAUCUGACACCUAACCCACUUUCUUUAUGGUUCUGUGACAGGACAUGUUAAAUAGCAAGCCAAGUGCACUGGAUAGAAGGUAUCGUCAUUGUCAGGACAAGACAUUGUAUCUCCAUUUUUGUCUAUUUUGACAUCAUUUGAAAAUUGCAUUUAUACAUUGUGUUAACAUCAAGUCAAGGUGAGUGGGCAAAUAGAAGUGUUACUACUAAAAUUACCAUUUUGGAGAUGCAAGGUUUUCUACCAACAAUGAUGAUAUAUUUUAUAUGUUAAACAUGCAUUGCUGACUUUAUGGAGACAAUAUUGCUAAAUACUGCUCUUAAAAUAAAGAUGCCAAAAGGGUUCUUUAUGUUAUGCCACAGAAGAAUAGAUUUUGGCUUCCGAUAGCACAUUUCAAUGGAUGGCUCUUUGAAGAAAUGUGAAGCUCCACUUAAUGUAAAGGCCCUAGAAAAGGGGAUGGCAACCCAAAUAUUAAGAACAGGUAUUUUGUCCUUUUCAACAAAAACCGCAUUGGUAGCCAGAACUUUUAAUGUUAAUUUUAUUAAAGUAGCAUUUUACCAUUUUGGUUGUAAAUAUGUCUCAGUAUGUGCUGAUGUCCUGAUAUAGACUAAAAAUAUAGAACAAAAACGCAACUUACUUUGCUCUACUUUAAGCUUUAGCUCAGCUAUAGCUGCUGUUCUCGCACCUCUGGCAGGAAUUUUUUUCAUAUUAAACAUAAUAAUUUCUUGUAAAAUAUCUCUUAACAUUUGACUUUUUAUGAGGCUGCAGUCAACUUCCUGUUCAAACUUUCCCAUUCCAUCUUAAAUGAUGCCUGAAGUACCAGAAUGUAACUGUUACACCAUUUAAGGUGGAAUGGGGAAAAUUCGCAUGAGAAGUUCAGCUUCGUAACUUUUUAGUGUCUGUCGGUUUCUAAUUGUAGAUUAAAUGCAUAAGGAAACCAGUCAACGUGUUUAUAAAUACAAACAAGUCUGUCCAUUUGUCUCUAAAUUAUGUUAGCUACUAUGUUAGCUACUAGCUAGGCGAGAUGUUGUCUGCGUUGCUAGGGUGAUCAGCAGUCUGCACACCAAUCUUCAGGGUUAAAAGUCAACCAAUUAGCAGUUGUACAUUAAUUGCAUUAAAACAGAGCUUUGCCGACCCCUGCCGUUGCUGACCCCUGCCCUAGAAAGUGCUGGUCCUGGAGAUCUACCAACAUGGGGAGUUCAGAUCCAACACACCAAUUUUCAGAUGCCUUUGAAAGCCUUCGUUACUUAGAUCAAGUAUCUUAGAACAGUGUUGCAGCUAAGCCCUGCAAAGUGGGAGAUCUAGGACCAGGAUUAGGCACAUCUGCUUUAGGUUAUGUGAAGGUUCUUUAAACUGUUAAAGAGGCCAAAUUGUGGAACAUUGAAGUAUCCAUUCUCCAUGAGUUUGUUGUGGUAUGUAGUCACUGGUAAACUUUUAAUGUGUGUCAUUCACUCCUCAGUCAACACAGUCCAUAUAUAUAGCUGCAAAAACAACCCGCUUUGAAAGAAUUAACUUGUGAUGAUGUGAAAAUCAGCAUAUUUACACAUACCCCCUAUUUAGCCUAUAGCAGUUUAGCUCUGCCUAUUCACGCUGAAGUUAUAAGGAGUGUAAGACCUUUUGUAAGUGUUACAAUCAGAGCACAGUUGGUUCACAUGUAUCCAUCUUAAAGGCGCAGCAACAAAAACUAGUCUGCUUAGUUACAAGGUGUAAAGAGAAGCUGGAAGAUGGUCGUGUAAAAAUGGAUUUCAACCUUUUUGGUAGAUAAAACCACAAGAAUGUUGAAUGAAAAGAAUACACAGUCAUAUGCAAAAGGCUGGGCGCCCCUGGUCAAAUGAUGUAUUUGCACUACAAUUUAUAGUUCAAUUUAAGUUCUUGUGGAGGAUGUUAACUCCUUUUCACUUAGUAACAUGUCAUUUCAUCAGAGGUUGUUUUGCAUAUGACCGUACUGUUGUAAAAAAAAAAAGUGGUUGUACUUUGGCAUCACUUAAAGAACCCUCAAUAGCAUCUUGUUUUUAAACAGUGUAUUUCACAUUUGAUGAAAAAUGUUUCUUACUGGAAUGUUUUCCUCUUAAGUGCAAGCUAAAUAUCCUCACAUCAACGUUUUCACAUUUUUGAAUUAUCAAGGAAGAAUUUCAUCACUAGAAAGAGCUAAACACACACACACACACGCACACACACACUCAAACACUGGGCAGAGGGGACGUCUCACUGAAACACGGCAGCAAUGAAGCAGGAAAUGCAUGCUUAAUGAAGCAUAAACAUACUUAAGCACUGCCGUGUGGAAGAGGUUAACAGCACAUGCAUGCAAACGGUCUCUCCACACACACCCACACCCACACACACACACACACACAGAUAUACAGUGGUGUGAAAAAGUGUUUGCC
Messenger RNA from Pygocentrus nattereri (red-bellied piranha), 4023 nucleotides. Its product is annotated as beta-1,3-galactosyl-O-glycosyl-glycoprotein beta-1,6-N-acetylglucosaminyltransferase-like. The coding region runs from base 227 to 1489 and encodes 420 amino acids. The record is from RefSeq and is a predicted model, not a curated record. Gene Ontology annotation, cellular component: membrane. Gene Ontology annotation, molecular function: beta-1,3-galactosyl-O-glycosyl-glycoprotein beta-1,6-N-acetylglucosaminyltransferase activity. The transcript has 2 exons. Lineage: Eukaryota; Metazoa; Chordata; Actinopteri; Characiformes; Serrasalmidae.